AUUCCAUUGCAACUCAAAACCAACCGGGCCCGACCACCACGCUCCUUGCCCAGGCUGAGGCCCAUGCAAGCAUCUCAGCGACGACCUAUUCACGAUCAAACGACGCGCUUCUCUUUUUAAAAUCUAACUUAUAUACCUUCAGUUCGUCCCAGAACUCACCACCUUCCUUCCCGCAUAACGGCGUGCCAUUCGUCUCCACUGACGUCUUAACAUGCCAUGGACUGUGGGGUUGUCUUAUUUCUCCCUGAUACCCCUCGCCUUCGCUCAGUACGUGCCAUCCCCGAGGUGGGCUCAGGCAACAGCUUCUUUGGGAAACAUUGUACUUGUGCAUGGCGGGUUGUCCGAUCCGUACGAUUCCUACUCCUACACUUCCGCACCGGCUAUUUCAGAUUUGCUGUUGCUUGAUCUAUCCACGUCUUUUGGUAUAUCAACCCCUCCCUGGAACCUCCUUUCCGCAAAUUCGUCACCUGCACUAGCUUGGCACACAUUUUCAGCAUUCAAUACAACAAACCUACUGCUCUUUGGAGGCCAACCAGGACCAAAUUCACAAACAGUUUUGACAACACUCAAUGACUCGGCUACUUUGCUUUCAGUCACUAAGAUGACGGACCCUAACUUCUCCGUUGAGCCGGAGAGUUGGGCAAGCGAACCUAUACGUAGAAUACGCCACGCUGCGUCGACCAUCAAUGGAAAAGUAUACAUCACCGGGGGUGAAAAGGCAGAUGGAUCUGGAAAUGCUUUCUCUGAGCACUAUGUGUUCGACCCUCUCGCAGCGGAAUUUAGUCACUUGCCCUCGAACGCCAAUUCACCCCCUGACAUCUACGGUCAUUCUUCACUCGUCUUGUCAGAUAGCAGAUUGGUUGUGCUUGGAGGAUACUGUGCCUCCUGUGGACAACUCGUACCUUUGAACACGAUUUGGUCGCUCGAUACACACAUGGAUGAUUCUAACUGGGAACUCCUGGUUGUGUCCAACUCAUCAUUACCGACCUCACGUAGAGAAUUCGCUGCGGUCUCCCUCCCGGAUGGGAACAUCCUGAUCCAUGGAGGUGCUGAUGCAGCGCUACAGCAGACAUAUAGCGAUGGCUGGAUCCUAGACACAGGUACAACCCCAAUGACAUGGAAGAGCGUGGAGGCUCUCUCACAAAUUGGCGCAAGGAAGAAUCACUUCGCAGUCCAGGCGGGGGGGCUCGUCCUAUUUGGUUUCGGGUAUGGUUCCUCGGCCCCUGCCUCUGCUUCUAUUUUCGUAUAUGACCCUGCGAGUUCGACUAUGACUUCGUCGUUUUCUGCACCACCCAAUUCCACACCUACGCAUCAAUCCCUUUCACACCCUACCCAGACCGGUUUUGCAGGUUCCCCUGACUCAGGCGUCACUGGCAACACUGGCACCAGGUCUGCAAAUACACCCUUGGGUCAGGCGACGAGUUCCUCCCCUUCGGGUUCACAGGGCACAAAUUCCGGCCCUGGGUCAUCUCAAACUCUUGCAAUUGCACUUGGAACCACGUUUGGAUUUUUGGGCUUAGUUUCCGGAGCCGCGGUGGUCUACUUCGUGAAACGCAAGCACAAUGGAAAUGGAUCAGGGAGAUUCGUUCUGCUUGGAGGAGACCUUGAGGAUAAGGGAGGUAACGCUGGAUCAGCUAGUGGCAUCGUUACCACCGCGGGCGACAACAGAGCAAGUCGGUUCGGCAAUGUACUUGCUUAUAUUGGCUUCAGCAGGGGCCACAGGGAUCAACACCGGCCACGCAGGGAUAUGUUCGCCGAUGAAGAUACACGCUCCUUUACGUGGGGCAGUCGACUUAUGAUGACACACAGAGAAGGUAGUGACGUGACCGGCGCGUGGUCAUUGCGCUCCAUGGGUGCCAUGGUCCGUGGCAUGAUGUCCCGCGAGCCGAGUACGUCCGGUACCGGUGGCGAUCGAAGCGACGGGUUAGAUCGUAUCGCUGGAGACAGAGACGAGUUGAUUGCCAGUGAGAAAAGCACACAUGACAAGAGGGUCCGGGAAGAGUCGCGAGGAAGAAGUGGUGGAGGACGGACGUAUGCCGACCCAUUCGCGGAUCCCCCGACAGAGGAUGACUACCCCUGGCUUGACUUGCGCCCUGGCGUACUGGAGCGAGACGAGGAGUAUGAUGGCCCUGUGGGGCGUGAUAUAUCAUUAGAAGACUACGAUUUGACGCUAUCUCCUUUGUCGAAGAUCCCUUCACCAAUUACCUUCCCCCUUCGCACACUCAGUCCUCUGAAGCAAGUCACCCACACCUCUACUUUGAACCAAUCCAAUCCUCUUUGUACUCCGCUGGAGCCUUCCCAUCUUAAUUCGCCUACCUCUGCCUCGGAGCCGAAGUCGCCCAUCAGUCCGAUAACUCUUCGCACCUUCUAUCCCCCUUCCCUCGAGAACUCUUCAUGCCACCCACCCCUUUCCCAAACAAUGCAUCGUUCAAACAGCUGGUGGGCCCGCUUCGCUAAAACAUCCCUCCUCGAUAGGCGAGGCUCCGUUACUUCCAACAACAGCAAGCCCCUCGUCUUCAGAGAUCCAAACCCUGCGCCUCCAUUGUCAGUAAUAGAAGAAGCUUCCACUUCCAAACACUCGCCAACGGAACCGGGAACCCCUCCAAGGGAACGACAUACCCGUUCUAUUGCAUCAUCGCACAGCAUGCGUACUGCUAAUACGGAAUCCGCAGAGCGGCUCGGAGGGAACUACGACGUCGUGCAGCGUGCGCUAUCUGAGGCGUCGGGGUCCCGACAUACCCUUGCCUCGAGUACUCUGGAAACUGCCGCCACCAGUACUUUUAUAGAGUCCGAAAAGAAGCAUGGUUUGUUGGCCGUCAACCGAAUCAGUGACGCCACGGGAAAUGAGUCCAUUCUGAGCCACAGCUCGUCGUUCCAGGGUUCGGUGUCAUCCCUUCCUCCACAGACACCAGUCUCAGCCAGUUUGACGAAGACAAUAGCGACUGGACUGAACACGAGAUCGCGAUCGCCACUUGCAAAGACCAUCAACUCCGCCAUGCACGACAAUCCCUCCUCGCCUUUGACCUCGCCAACAGCCAACAGCGGCUCAGAAAUACUGCAGAAAGUCCGUGCCUAUGAGCGGCGAUUAUCGCAGGACCUUGAGUCGCAAUUCCCUUCGCCGCCAAGCAACACUCGUAAGCGAGAGGAGGUACCCUCGCGGAGUCGACCGACGAUUAAGUAUGGACUUGCCCCUCGCGCUUCCUUGUAUGUCGCCAACCCGGACGCAGAGUAUCAGGACCCUUCAUGAACAAGAAUGGUUUCGUUCUUUUUGUGCGUAUAGAUUUGCCCUUCUGUCCAACCUACUACUAUCCAUAUAAGUAUGUACCUUGUACGUCGUCACCCUCACGUUAUUGUAUCGUUGGCUGUUUGUGAUGAGACUCUUGUUGAGCAUUUUUGGUUCGCUCGUUGCUGUGAACUAUGUAGCCUCACGGACCGCAAUGGUAGCUAUUAUAGCUAGC
This is a messenger RNA of Pisolithus orientalis, 3458 nucleotides long. RefSeq lists its product as uncharacterized. Bases 212 to 3247 code for a protein of 1011 amino acids. The transcript has 3 exons. The record is from RefSeq and is a predicted model, not a curated record. Gene Ontology annotation, molecular function: protein binding. NCBI's taxonomy places the organism in Eukaryota, Fungi, Basidiomycota, Agaricomycetes, Boletales, Pisolithaceae.